Messenger RNA from Zerene cesonia (dogface butterfly), 1637 nucleotides. It is a transcript of the gene fy, whose product is annotated as protein fuzzy homolog. NCBI's taxonomy places the organism in Eukaryota, Metazoa, Arthropoda, Insecta, Lepidoptera, Pieridae. The transcript is spliced from 8 exons. Gene Ontology annotation, biological process: vesicle-mediated transport; non-motile cilium assembly. Bases 356 to 1591 code for a protein of 411 amino acids. The record is from RefSeq and is a predicted model, not a curated record.
ACAAAAUUGAAAAUAGAAUUUACCGCUACUUUGAACUUUCCUACAUAGAAUUUGAUUACAAUAUUUGUUUGUGUUUAAUGUAACCUAGAGAAAGUGAAAAAAAUACGUAUUAAUUGUUGCAAUUUGUUUACUGGAUAUUUCUGGGAUGUGAAUUAUAAUACUGGUCCUAAAAAGAUUUUGAGCUUAAUUAAAAGUCUCUUAGCAAUAAUAUUAAAGACAGAUUUUUUUAAUUGCCAUACAAAAUCGUAUUACUUAUGUUAUAAACAACCACAAAUAUGCAUUUAUUUAACUGUUUAUCCUGAGAAAAGUCAAGAUACUAGAUCGCAUAUUACUGUAUUUUAAAUUUUAAAACACCAUGUCGGUUAUAGUUAUCGCAGUCGGAUCGGAAAGUGGUGUUCCUAUAUUUUCAAGAAAACGCGGUAAUAUAGAUAAUGUGCAGUUUUCCACCAUUGCAUCUCUACAUGGCAUUAACAUGUUUAGCAAAUGUCACAAUUUAUCAAUGAUUAAUACACAUGUUGAUAAUGGAUCUAUUUUAUGGAAAGAGUAUUGUAAGAGCAUUACACUUAUAGCUAUUUCCACAGGAGGUUUAGAAUGUGAUCUUGAACUUUUGUUGUCAUUAGUACAUGAUGUUAUGAUAUUUUGUGUUGGCAAGAAGGAGUUGGAAAACUUUAAGAACAUAGAUCAAAUAAAGAGGGAAUUGAGGCAAUGCUAUCCUAUCUUAGAUUAUUUACUUGAAUCAUUAGAUCCCAACUGUGUUCCACAAACUUCCAUGCUCUUGGAUUUAAUUCAAAGCAUACUGUGUCCACAGGCACAGCAUUUACAGCAAGUAUUAGAUAACUAUGCAGAGCGAGUAACUGGGAGAUGGGCUUGUCUCAGUAUUCAUGGACACUUAGUCGCAACUAGUUCAGAUUUCCAUGAAUUAGACUCUCGGGAAGCUAAAAUUCUUCUGUUAUUGGCAGCAUCACAAGAUGGAGCUCCCCUACGGGAAACACCUGUCUAUUUACCAAACAUGAGCCCUAAUGUAGCAUUCAGAGCAGUCACAUGCAAACUUCUAGCUGAUGUGUAUGUUCUCGUGAUAUGUGGAGCCACACCUGCACUGUCGCAAAUUGAUGAAAUUGUUCUACAAUGUUGGGAAAGUUCUACACAUCUUAUUAAGGAAGCAAAAUUGAUUUAUCCGAGAAAUUUUCCUUUGAGUAUAACAUUUGAGCCUUGCAUUCUGGGGUGUUUGGUUAUCAAUGUUAGUAAGAAAAGGUGUGUGUUCUCUCGUCACCUUCAUAACAACAAUCAAAAGAUAAGAAGUAUGUCUGGUGUACACAGAAUGGAUAUUUUGAGGACAUUCUUCAUUACAACAGCAAGAGAUCUAGCUCCCGAGUUAAAAGUGAAAGACGGUGAUGAAAAAGACAUUAUGAGUACACUGCCUGGAAUGUGUGAAACAUUCUGGUGUUCUGAAUAUCAUAAAUGUCAUGCUCACAGGUCAGGAAAUCUUAUUGGUUGUGUCCUGUAUGCUCCUACUAUACCCACACACACUAUGAGAUUAUUGACCAGCCAGAUGUUACAAGAAAUUGGAAACUGUAAAGAUGUAUAUUGGUGAGAAAUACAGGCAACUAUUUUUUGUCUCCCCGCAAGAAAACUGUGAU